AUGAAACAACAGAAUGUCUUCACGAUAUUUGUCCUCCUUUUUGCCUUGUUGACGCCUUUAUACGCUCACCCGGCCACACGCAAAGUUGGAGAUGUUGCGAAAGCAGUGUUUAUACACGCUGACAUACACAAAGUGAACGGAAUAAUUACGUUUACCGAAAUAGUCGGAAAGACUGUAUUAAUGGGAAAAUGGAACACUGGGUUUUGUGACGACAAUUGGAAUAAUUACAAAAUCCAAAUUAUAUGGACGCUGAAUAUUUUGGGUAUAACAUUUGACGUGGUACUUCACGAUAUGACGCCGCAUCUCAAAGACGAGUUAAUUAUAGCCUGCGGAACUAAAAACUGGAAGUAUGAAGUUUCUGGACAACUUCUUGGUCUGUGGAAAGGGAAAGCUGUCAUUGUCACGCAUCUCGGACUCAAGACCGGUGAGGCAAUUAUCAAGGAAACUUUUGAUGACUUGACAAAUAAAUUUUACUUGGUUGAUUCUAUUUAG
Paraglomus occultum is the source of this 492-nucleotide messenger RNA. The record is from the annotation of a GenBank genome assembly. NCBI's taxonomy places the organism in Eukaryota, Fungi, Glomeromycota, Glomeromycetes, Paraglomerales, Paraglomeraceae.